AUGAAAGAAACAAUUGUUUUAUGGAUCCCAAUAGAUACAAAUGUCAAUGCUAAAGACUAUCAAAUUCCAACUAUUGAAAAUCAAAAGGAUACAUUGAUGAGAUUAAUUGCACCAGCAGCAGAGGAUGAUGAAGAAUUAGCCAAUAUUAAUGACUAUGAUCAUGGCAACAACUAUGGAGGAAGAGGAAGACAACAAGAAACGCCCGAUCCAAUGGAAAAACUCAUUUCAAAAAGAUUCAAAGAGUUUGUAUCACCAUGGAUUGACGUAAUGAGCUUUUCACACAAUGUGUCUUCUGGGUCAAUCAAGAAAAGAAAACGUGUUGGUAAAUUGAUGUGUUCCAAAUAUACUUGUGAUCGAUCACCAAACUUUAAUUACAUGGCAAUGCGUGAUGAAAUCAUUCCACAUGUCAUCUUUCGUGUCAUUGGAAAGAUAUCAAAUCGCGUCCUACCAAUCAUUGAAUAUGAAAUGCAUGAUGUACAGAUCACCGAUGUAUCAACUAAUGGUGGUUCAGGUAGAAAACAUAUCGAAACAAUAUCAUUAAAUGCAAAGAUUAUCAUCAACAAGAAUAUUAGAUUGAAUUUGGAAACUGGUGAAUUUGAAACGUAUCAAGUUUCCAAGUGGGAUCAAUUGAAGGGAACUGGAUCAAAGACACUCUAUUCGAACAAAUCUGGUGCCAAAGGAACUAGUAAGACACUAUUGGAAAUUGCAAAGAAGAGAUUGAUGUUGGAUUUGGCUUCACAUGACCCUUCAACUGUUGCACUCCUCAAAGAGAUGGGAAUUGUCACUGAAUAUGAAUUACCACAAGUCAUUAAAGUUAGUGAAGAUGAAUUUGCCGACUACUGCAAAGUUUUAACGAAUAGAGAACCAGAACUCUAUCAAACUUUCAAGAUUCCAAAGCCACAGACCAUUGAAAACUAUAAGAAAACUAUUGCAGAGACUCUAUCAAUUCCAGUGGAUACGAUCAAGACCUUAUAUUGCGUAACAAGUGGUGUUCCGAUAACCGAAGAAAAGUUUUUAAAACCAGCAAAUUCCUUUGUUGUACAAAAACCAGAUGGAAAGUUCAUAGGAUACAAACGUCUAGAAAAAGAAUUCCAGACAUUUUUCUAA
Molecule: messenger RNA, 1107 nt
Organism: Heterostelium album PN500
Lineage: Eukaryota; Evosea; Eumycetozoa; Acytosteliales; Acytosteliaceae
Exons: 3
Coding region: 1-1107 (368 amino acids)
Source: RefSeq, a predicted model, not a curated record